This is a messenger RNA of Brachypodium distachyon (stiff brome), 1348 nucleotides long. Its product is annotated as zinc finger protein ZAT1. Lineage: Eukaryota; Viridiplantae; Streptophyta; Magnoliopsida; Poales; Poaceae. The record is from RefSeq and is a predicted model, not a curated record. The transcript has a single exon. The coding region runs from base 129 to 1073 and encodes 314 amino acids. Gene Ontology annotation, biological process: regulation of DNA-templated transcription.
CCCACGGAAGCAGCGCAGCUCCUAUAGCCUCCUCGCCCUCGUCUCUCCCACACUCUGUUUCCUCCAAACAGCUUUGUAUCUCGAGCUCUCACUAUUUCGCGUGCGUCAAGCUUCUCCAAGCUCUCGCCAUGGCCAAGAACACAUGCAAGCUCUGCUCACGCCGCUUCGCGAGCCCCCGCGCCCUCGCCGGCCACAUGCGCUCCCACUCCGUCGCAGCAGCCGCAAGGUCGCAGAUCUCAUCGGCGUCCUCAGCGUCCACGUCCUUCGCGGCCGGAGACGACGCCGCCGCCGCGGAAGCCAAAAAGGCCAUAAACCAGGGGUACGUGCUCCGGGAGAAGCCCAAGCGCAGGGUCCGCCUCGCCGAGUCCGACUUCUCGGAUCGGGAGAGCGAGGCGGAGUACCCCACGCCGGACGCCAAGCGCGCCGCGCAUGCCGGAUCAGCUGACACCGAGCCGCUGAGCUCGCUGUCCGACGCCGCCACGCCGGAGGAGGACGUCGCGAUGUCCCUCGUGAUGCUCUCCCGCGACUCAUGGCCAGCAACGGAGGCGCCGUGGGCAUCGUCCUACCUCGCCGACUCCGACUCUGGGAGCGACGGCGGCGGGGAAGCGCCCCGUCAUCAUGCCGCGGCCGCGCAGAAGCGGACGCGGUUCCAGUGCCCUGCGUGCAAGAAGGUGUUCCGAUCGUACCAGGCCCUCGGCGGCCACCGCGCCAGCCGCGUCCGCGGCGGCAGGGGCGGCUGCUGCGCGCCUCCGCUUAAGCCGCUUCCUCCUCGUCCUGCUGCUCAUCUGCAGCCAUUGCCGGAAUGCGACGGCGGGGAGGGAGGCUCGAAGCCGCAGCCGCAUCCGCACGAGUGCCCCUACUGCUUCCGCAUGUUCGCGUCCGGGAAAGCUCUCGGCGGGCACAAGCGGUCCCAGCUCUGCUCAGGCGCUGCCGCGGCCGCAUCGGACGCUGAUCCUGCGGUCGCGAUCAAGAGCCUCGGCCUCAUUGAUCUCAACCUCCCGGCGCCCUUCGACGACGUGGUGGAGCUCUCUGCUGUGUCAGAUCCCUUCCUCUCGUCAAGGCCAGGUUCCUGAACUGAAAGCAAGCAGAGCAAGCAAUCGGGGCUGCUUUCGGUUGAUUCCAGUGGAGGUGAUUCAGGCUCUGGACUAGCGAGCUGCUGCUUGGCCUGGAAGCCAAAAAGGUAAAGAAAAGUAUUAAAAAAAGAGACAUCUUUGCUUGGGUAGUUCCGUUUUAUAUUUUGUUGCGUCGAUCGAGCUACAAAAUUGUUUGUUGUAGUUCCCCCCUCAAUUCUGGUCUGUCCUUUUGUUUGUUUCGAGCUAUGGAAUGAGUAGAUUUGAGCAGCAAACAG